CAUACAUCGCCAACACUUAGGGAACGAACUCUUCAGUACCUGCACUUCAGUGGUUACGCACACCUCCCCGUCCUCCCCCCAUCCAUCGUGGCUGCUUGUCAGGGCCAGAUCCACGCGUUCGACUCCCAGGACCUCAUUGACGUCUACAUCCCAGAUGGCCCUAAGACUGCCCUCUACCGUUGCGAGCAGCAGCCGUGCCCAAAUCGGACACCCCGAUCGAUCGAGGAAGAUUACCCUCGUUACAAGGCGAUCCGACGAGCGCAACACCCACUCGGACCCCGAAGCACCCUCGCAUCUCGAUCGGCCUCGCGGCACUCUCGCCCUGUCUCCCCUACCUCCCACCUCCCUCAAACUGUCGCCAAUCAAGCGCGAGGAGAUCUCCCUCCAGACCCUGCGCCAGAGCCUGAGGAGGGUGACAGUGAAGAAGGAGUCUCGGAGUCCGAGUCUGCGGAUCCUGCUCGGCCCGCCUCGCCGACAGCGCUCGCCUCCACGUUAGCAGUCCCUGACCAGAGGGCCACCACAGCCGCCUCCGCCCCCGCAGUGUCCUCCGUCCCCCCCUACGCCGAUAAUGUCGUCCCCUGCAGCCGCCCCCGAUAA
Messenger RNA from Postia placenta MAD-698-R-SB12, 597 nucleotides. RefSeq lists its product as hypothetical. The annotation marks the transcript as partial. The record is from RefSeq and is a predicted model, not a curated record. The transcript is spliced from 4 exons. NCBI's taxonomy places the organism in Eukaryota, Fungi, Basidiomycota, Agaricomycetes, Polyporales, Adustoporiaceae.